CGGCGAGCUCCGGAGCCCGCCCGCCAGCCCUGGGCCGGGGCUGAGGUCUGAGGAGAGGAAGGCUAAUGAAGAGGAGGGGAUGCGCUGCUUGCUGUACCUUUAAGAAGAGCGAGGGCAUCGCCGCUCCUCCCCUGCCUGGGAACAGCUUGUGCCUGGGAAAGUUGCCUGCAGCCGACCCUGGAGCAUCUUUGCUCGGUGGCCGGUGGCCCUGUCCCCGGCCCCCAGCUGCGAGGUGGCCCUGGGCCCCAGAGAUCCCCACUGUUGCUCCUCUUGCUGCCCACAAGAAGAUGCCCCUGGACCUGUCUGUCCAUUGCCCUGCCAGGAGCCGGAGGGGAGCCCCUGGGGCAGGGGCCAGGAGGGCACAGGCUCCCACGAUGAGCGGCCAACUCCUGCUCCUGGCUGUGCUCCCGGCGCUCCUGCGUCCUCCAGCUGCCAUGGCACAGAAGAGGAGCCAAGCAGUGUGUGAGGAUGUGCUGGAGGCUGACAUCGCCUUCCUGGUGGAUGGCUCAUCCAGCAUCGGGAGGAACAACUUCCGUGCUGUCCGCACCUUCAUGGAAGAGCUGGUGGGGCCCUUUGUGCAGGUGGUGGGUGAGAAGGCAGUGCGCUUUGCCGUGGCACAGUACAGUGAUGACCCACGGGUGGAGUUCUCAUUCUCCCAGCACACUGAUGGCACAAGUGUCCGGAGGGCCAUCCAGCAGCUGAGCUACAAGGGUGGCAACACACGGACAGGCGCUGGCCUCCGCUACAUUGCUGACAACUUCUUUGGCCCCGCGCAGCGCCGGCCUGGGGUCCCCCAGAUCUGCAUUCUCAUCACGGAUGGCAAGUCCCAGGACGAUGCUGAGGGGCCGGCAGCGAAGCUGAAGAGCCAGGGCAUCAAGGUCUUUGCCGUGGGAAUUAAGAAUGCUGACCGCAAGGAGCUGAUCCGUGUGGCCUCAAUGCCUACUGAGGCCUUCUUCUUCUACAUCGGCGAUUUCAAGCUGCUGGACACACUGGUGCCACUGAUAACACGAAGGGUGUGCACGACUGUUGGGGGCACCCUGCGCCUGCUGGAUGGGCCAAGCCACGCUGGCCCCUCCAACCUGGAGGUCCCGGAGCAGGGCCUCGACAGCCUGCAGGUCCGCUGGAGAGCAGCCAGCGGCCCCAUCACUGGCUACCGGGUGCAGUAUGUGCCACUGACAGGGCUCGGGCAGCCCAUCAUGGCCGAGAGGCAGGAGGUGAGCGUGGGGCCACGGGAGACAAACACCGUGCUGCGGGGACUGCGUGUUGGGACAGAGUACCUGGUCACUGUCACCGCCCAGUAUGCCAACAGCAUCGGCGAGUCGGUGUCUGCCCGAGCACGAACCCAAAGCCGUGCUGGCCCCAUGCUGGAUUUUCGCGUGGUGGAGACUGGACCAACCUUUCUGCGGCUGGCCUGGCAGCCUGGCCCCGAGCCCCCCCAGGGCUACAGCCUCAGCUAUGCUGCACAAGGAGCAGCCCAAAGAGAGGAGAAGAGCCUGGCGGCCAGCGCACAGUCAGCCACGCUCAGCAACCUGCAGCCCAACACUGAGUACCUGGUGAUGCUCCAGCCCCACUAUGCACAGCAGCCUGCUGUCCCUGCCACCCUCACCGCCCGGACACGGCACCUGGUGGGCGUGCAGCACUUGGCUGUCCACAACGUGUCGGCACAGAGCAUGCUGCUGGCCUGGCAGCCUGCCAGGGGUGCCACCGGCUACCGGCUCUCCUGGGCAACCCGCACUGGGCAGGACAGGCGCAGGGUGGACCUGGAUGCCGGGCAGGUGUCACAUGCAUUGGUGGGGCUGCAGCCCAACACCGACUACGUGGUGACAGUGGCCCCACUCUUCGGGCAGCUGGAGGGGCCCGCAGCCACUGUGCGGCAGAGGACAGAGGCAGGCACAGACCAGACGCUGCAGACCAACAUCCUGGGCCCCACAUCCAUCCAAGUGCUCUGGACCAGUGCCCGUGAUGCUCGUGGCUACCGUCUGGAAUGGAAGAGAGCCACAGGACCAGAGCCCCCCAGAACAGUGUCUCUCCCCAGCAGCACCAAUACUUACCAGCUGACGGGGCUGAAGCCGGGCACUGAGUACCGCAUCACCCUCUACACGCUCUAUGAUGGUGGGGAGGUGGCCACCCCUGUCACCACCUUUCAGACAGGCGUGGAGGCACCCGUGGGUGCAGUGUCAGACCUGCGGCUCGUUGAGGAAUCGGGCAGGUGGGUACGGCUGAGCUGGACCGGGGUCCCCGGUGCCACCGAGUACAAAGUGGUGGUGCGCAACAACCAGGAUGGCACGGAGAGGACGAGGCGCAUCCCAGGCAGCCAGACGGGGCUGGAGCUUGGUGACCUGCGGGAGGGCAUCACCUACCUGGUGCGUGUCUCGGCGCUGGCGGGCAGCCGGGAGGGUGGUGCUGCCACGCUUACCGUCCGCCUCAAGUAUCCGGAGGUGGGCAGCAUUUCGGAUCUGCGGGUGAUGGAGGCCGGUCCCAGCCAGCUGCGGGUCACCUGGCGAGGGCUCCCAGGUGCCGGGGGCUACCUGCUGACAUGGCAAGGCAGCGACGGUGUGAAGAAAUCCCGCUUCCUCCCUGCUGACCCCACCACCUUCACCAUCGACGGGCUGCACGCCAACAUCGUCUACACCGUCAGUGUCUCAGCCAUUGUGGAUGGCCGCGAGGGCCGCCCUGUCACUGCCACGGGACGGAUAGUGCCGGAGCAGGUGGGGAAGGUGACGCAGCUGGAGGUGCAGGCAUCCAGGAGCAAUGUUGCCCGUGUCACUUGGGUCGGUGUGCCGGGAGCCACUGCCUACCGUGUGGUGUGGAGCCGCAGGGACGGAGGAUCGGAGAAUAGCCGGCGAGUUCCUGGCCACACCAACUCCUUUGACAUCCCCGACCUGGAGGGAGGCGUCUCCUACACUGUGAAGGUGACGGCACUCAUUGGCAACCGGGAAGGCAACCCCGUCUCCGUUGUGGUCACCACCCCGGAGGCAGUCCCCCCACGCCCCGUCAGCGGCCUCCAGGUGACCGAGGCCUCGGAGCACCGCCUGCGCCUGGCCUGGCUGCCAGUGGCUGGCAGCACCGGGUACCGCCUGUUCUGGCGCCUGGCUGAAGGGGGGCCCCAGCACAGCCAGCAGCUCCCAGCCACCUCCAGCUCUUAUGCCCUGUCGGGACUGGAACCGGGCCGGCACUACCAUAUCAGCAUCACCAGCCUGGCUGGGGGCCGGGAGAGCGAGCCAGCCACCAUCACUGCCAUCACCACUGCCUCAAGCCACAUCACCAGCCUGCGGGUGACGGAGGUGCAGAGGGAUUCGGUGACUCUCACCUGGACCCCAGUCCCCGGUGCCUCUGGCUAUGUCCUCGCCUGGAGCCCUCCCGCAGCUGGUGGGGAGAAGGGGCGGACGCUGCCCAGCACUGCCAGCUCCCAGCAGGUCUCCGGGCUGCGCCUGGGCCAGCGCUACACCUUCACCCUCCGGCCGCUCCUGGGGAGCACUCCCGGAGCCGAGGCGUCCGUCAGUGAGCGCACAGUCUGCAGGGAUGCCCUCGGCGACGUGGUCUUUCUAGUACACGGCACCCGCAACAGCUCCUCUGGUGCCAGCGCCGUCCGCACCCUGCUCUCCAACACCGUGUCUGCCCUGGGCCGCCUGGGCCCCGAGGGCACGCAGGUGGCCCUGGCCACAUACAGCUACCGCAGCCUGCCCUGGCUGCUGCUCAACCGCUCCGCUGACCUGCCCACGGUGCUGGAGCAGAUCCGUGCCAUGCGCUACGAGGAGCCCAGCGGCAACGCCAUCGGGGCAGCCAUCUCCUUUGCCAGGACCUACCUGCUGAGUCCUGGCGCAGGGCGCCGUCCCGGGGUGCCGGCAGUGCUGGUGGUUCUGGCUGACAGCCCCUCUGGGGAUGAUGCCGUCACCGUGGCCAGGGAUGUCAAGGCUGGGGGGGUCCAGGUGCUGGCAGUUGGCUUGGAGGGGGCAGACCGGGAGCAGCUCCGGCGCAUGGUCACCAGUGAGGACCCGCGGUACCUCUACCAUGGCAGCGACCUGGCAGAGCUGGAGGGAGAGCUCACCGACGACCUCUGCACCAUCAUCUCCACCAGGCCGGAGCCGAAGCCAAAGCCCUGCACUGUGAAGUGCCCCAAGGGCGAGAAGGGAGACCGCGGUGAGGCAGGACUGCAAGGACGUAUGGGACCACCAGGUCUCCCUGGGCAGCCGGGUCGCCAUGGGCUUCCUGGCCCUCCAGGACCACCAGGGCCACGGGGUCCACCAGGAGAGAGUGCCGAGGGUCCGGGCAAGAAGGGGGACAGGGGAUUUCCUGGAGCUGAUGGGGCACCAGGAAGCCCUGGGCGCCCUGGGAAUCCUGGAUCACCUGGGCAGCCAGGCAUCCAGGGCAUCCCUGGUCCUCGAGGGGAUCCUGGGACACGUGGGCCCGUGGGACUUACUGGCCCAAAGGGGGAGAAAGGGGAACCGGGAGAGCCCAGGGUGAUCACGGAUGGAGAACAGGGGCUGCCAGGCCCGAGAGGGGAGCCAGGCGUGCCGGGCAGCCCUGGCUCACCUGGGAUCCCUGGCCCACGGGGGCCUCUCGGUGAUCCAGGCCCCCCCGGACCCAUGGGGCUACCAGGACCUCCAGGAGAGUUUGUGAAGGGAGAAAAGGGUGACCGAGGAGAAAGGGGCCCCCCUGGAUUCGUAGAUGGGGCAGUACCUCGAGGGGACCCUGGACCCCCAGGCCUCCCUGGGGACCCUGGGCCUCGGGGACCUGCUGGGCCCCCUGGCCUGAAGGGAGAGAAGGGUGAUGGCACAGAAGGUUUCCCAGGCUCACCUGGCCGCCCCGGGGACCCAGGAGACAGGGGUCCCCGGGGACCGCCGGGGGAGCAGGGCAGGAAGGGAGACCGUGGGGCACCGGGCGAGCUGGGAGAGACGGGCGAGAAGGGAGACCGUGGUGUGCCAGGCCCAGAGGGUGAGAAGGGUGAGAUGGGAGCCCCAGGGCACCCGGGGCCGCCAGGCAGAGAGGGAGCUCCAGGACCGACUGGCCCCCGGGGGGAGAAGGGCGAUCCAGGACCGCCUGGCAGGCCAGCUCCCGGCGUGGCUGGUGUUGGAGAGAAGGGUGAAAGAGGUUUCCCAGGACCAGAAGGACCUCCUGGCCCCAAGGGUGACACAGGAGAUAAAGGUGCCCGUGGUCCCCCUGGCCUGAGCAUCCCAGGGCCAGCUGGCCCCAAAGGCGAGCAGGGCGAUCGGGGGAUCGUUGGCCUCACAGGCAGGAGUGGCCCAAAGGGUGACCCAGGAGAGCCAGGGGAGAAGGGGGAGCCGGGCCGAGCAGGCAGCCCUGGGCAGAUGGGGCUGCGAGGCAAGGAGGGAGAGCGAGGAGAGAAAGGUGACGAAGGCACGCCGGGCGAAGCGGGUCUCCCUGGCAAGCCUGGAGACAGGGGUCCCCGGGGCCUUCCUGGCUACCGUGGCCCCCCCGGGGAGAAGGGUGACCUGGGGGACCCCGGACCUGAAGGCAGGAAUGGCAGCCCUGGAGCACCAGGGAGCAAGGGUGACCGUGGGGACCCGGUGAGUGAUGGCAGGGCCACAUUACUGCCUCCCUGUUCUCCAUGCCCAUGGGCUGGUGUCCAGCCCCAUGUGCUCCAGCAGCUCCUCUCUGCCCCACAGGUCGAUGUUGGGCUUGGAGGAGUGGGGACAAAGGGUGAGAAGGGGGACCCUGGGGACCCGGGUGAGGACGGCGCCAAGGGUGCCCGGGGUGAUGCUGGCUCCCCUGGAGUGCCUGGAGAGAGGGGUGUGGAGGGCCCCCGUGGCCCCCCUGGCACACGGGGUGACCCUGGGGACCGAGGCCUGCCAGGAGAGAAGGGGGACCGUGGCCCACCAGGGCUGGAUGGCCGCAAUGGGCAGGAGGGCAAACCUGGGCCCCCGGGGCCCGUUGGGCUGCGGGGUGACCCGGGAAAGCAGGGAGAUCCUGGCCGGGAUGGGCUGCCUGGGCUGCGUGGGGAGCAGGGACCCCCUGGCCCCGUGGGUCCCCUGGGACCACCUGGCGUGCCUGGCAAACCCGGUGAGGAUGGCAAACCUGGCCUGAAUGGCAAGAAUGGAGAAGAUGGGACACCAGGAGAGGAUGGGAGGAAGGGAGACAAAGGUGAUGCAGGACUACCUGGGAGAGAGGGCCGCAGCGGUGCCAAGGGCGAGCAGGGGGACAGAGGUGUGCCAGGCCCCCUCGGCCCCCCUGGCCUCCCCGGUGUCCCAGGGCAGGUUGGCCCUCCAGGCCAGGGCUCCCCAGGCCUCCGUGGGGUGGCUGGACCAAAGGGGGACCCAGGGGAGCCUGGACUGCGAGGGGAGCCGGGGCGACCUGGCAACCCUGGAGCACGUGGAGACCCUGGGACUACAGUGAACAUUGAACGUAGCCUGGAAGCACUUGGCAUCAAGGUUUCAUCCCUGAAGGAGCUCACGGGUGCCUAUGACGGCAGCUCAGACUCCUUUCCGCCGGUGGUGGAGCGGCUGCGGGGCCAGAAGGGCAGUCGGGGGGAUCCAGGAGAAAGGGGGCCCCCAGGCCGAGAGGGCUCCUUAGGCUUCCCUGGCGAGCGAGGACCCAAAGGUGACAAGGGAGACCCAGGUACCCCCGGCCCCCAGGGCCCCAUGGGCCGGGCCGUGGGUGAGCGGGGUCCCGAGGGCCCGCCUGGGCAGCCAGGGGAGCCUGGCAAGCCAGGCAUUCCUGGGGUGCCGGGCCGGGCUGGGGAGCUGGGGGAAUCCGGGAGGUCCGGCGAGAAGGGCGACCGAGGCGAGAAGGGCGACCGAGGCGAGCAGGGAAGGGAUGGCUUGCCUGGACCCCCCGGGCCCCCAGGGCCCAAGGUGGACGUGGUGGAGGGCAGCCUGAUGGGCCUCCCAGGCGAACGCGGCCCCGUCGGACCCAAAGGAGCCAAGGGUGAGCCCGGAGCUGAGGGCGAGCGGGGACCCAAAGGAGACAAGGGUGAUGGUGGCUUGAGGGGCGAGCGAGGGGAGCCUGGUGAGAAGGGCAGGGACGGCAGCCCUGGUCUCCCGGGUGAGAGAGGGCUGGCAGGCCCUGAGGGGAAGCCGGGCUUGCCAGGCUUUCCUGGCGUGCUGGGACGCCCGGGCAAUCAGGGAGACCCAGGACCACCAGGACCUCCGGGCAGCGCUGGCCCACCAGGGACCCAGGGCCCAGCUGGUGCCAAGGGUGAUCCGGGGGAACCUGGCUCCGGCAUCCGUGGCUUGCCUGGCCCCCAGGGCAACAUGGGCCUGCCAGGACCCCUUGGCCCCCCCGGCCCAGGGGGCCCGCCGGGUGUCCCUGGGCUGCCGGGACAAGUGGGGGAGAGCGGGAAGCCAGGCGUGCCGGGCAGGGACGGUGUGCCAGGGAAGGACGGCGAGGCAGGAGUGCCUGGGAAGAUGGGCUUACCGGGACCUUCGGGGCCUGCUGGUCCCAAGGGAGAGCCAGGGGAUGCUGGAGCCCCAGGGCAGGCCAUCCCCGGCCCCCCUGGAGCCAAGGGAGAGAAGGGUGAGCCGGCGCUGCUGGAGGGUGUGCUGCUGGGAGAGCCCGGCUCCAAGGGUGACCGAGGCUUGCCAGGCCCCAAGGGUGAGAAGGGGGAGCCAGGAAAGCUUGGAGAGCCAGGAGAUCCUGGGGAAGAUGGAGCCAAGGGAUCCUCUGGAGCCAAAGGGGAGAAGGGAUCGCUGGGUGUCGGUGCACGGGGACCACCAGGACAGGAUGGGCCUCCAGGUUUGAAGGGUGACACUGGCUUGCCAGGAUUACCAGGACCCCCAGGCUUAGCAGGCCCUGCUGGGAUGCCAGGACAGCCAGGCCUGAGAGGGGACAAUGGACAGCCUGGCCCUCCAGGUCCCCCAGGAGAGAGGGGUUUGAUCGGCUUCCCAGGCAGGGAUGGCACCGCUGGACCCCCAGGACCUGUGGGGCCCCCAGGGCCGGCCGGCAUACAAGGGGCCCCUGGCCUGAAGGGUGACAAGGGUGCUGCAGGGGCUGGGCUGCCAGGAGCCAGAGGUGAACGUGGUGACCCAGGACCACGGGGUGAGGAUGGGCGCCCAGGGCCAGAAGGGGACCGUGGGCCAGCAGGCUUGCCUGGGAACCGCGGGGAGCGUGGGGACAAGGGAGACCUUGGGGCCCCAGGGCCCAAAGGAGACAAGGGUGAUACUGUGGUGGUGGAGGGGCCGCCAGGAGCACGGGGCAGCAAGGGGGAGCCGGGAGAGCGUGGCCUGAAGGGCACAGAAGGGGACAAGGGGGACAAGGGGGAGCAAGGCAUGCCCGGAGAGAAGGGCACAAGGGGUGAACAAGGAGAGAAGGGCUCCACGGGUUUUCCUGGGGCACGUGGCCCUAGUGGGCAGAAGGGAGAGAUUGGAGCACCAGGAGAGCCUGGAGAGCCGGGCCAGCCUGGCCGCGAUGGCAUCCCCGGGGCCCGGGGGGAGAAGGGGGACACGGGACCCCUGGGCAUGCGUGGCCUCAAGGGUGAGCGGGGCAUGAAAGGUGCCUGUGGCCUCAAUGGGGACAAGGGCGACAAGGGAGAGCCAGGGAUCCCGGGGCGCUCGGGACUGCCGGGGAGGAAAGGCGAGCCGGGAGAGCUGGGUCUGUCGGGACCACCAGGCAUUCCUGGAAAGGAAGGGCUCAUGGGACCCAAGGGUGACCGGGGAUUUGAUGGGCAGCAGGGAGCCAAAGGAGACCAGGGGGAGAAAGGAGACCGGGGUGCCCCGGGUGUUAUGGGUGGCCCUGGUCCCCGGGGCAGUGACGGUGCUCCUGGCCCCCCUGGGCCCUCAGGGAGCGUUGGCCCACGAGGUCCUGAGGGCAUGCAGGGCCAGAAGGGGGAGAGAGGCCCCCCUGGACAGUCAGUGCCUGGUGCACGUGGCAUGCCUGGCAUCCCUGGUGAGAGAGGAGAGCAGGGCAGUCCUGGCCCCCACGGGCUCCGUGGGGAGAAGGGGGAGCCAGGCAUGACGGAGGAGGAGAUCCGCGCCUUCGUCAGGCAGGAGAUGAGCCAGCACUGUGCCUGUGGUGGCCACCUUCCACGGCAUCAGGAUUCACGUGAGCACUCAGGUUGCAGCUCUUCCUUCCUAUCCCCCUGCCCCACUCGUGUGGCACAAAAGGAGCCCUGGCACCCAGGAGGCUGGGGGGCUCAGGCCAGGAGCAGCUUCCACUCUGCCCAGGGAGCAGGAAGAAUCGUCCGCCAGGAGAACGAGCAUGACCAAACAGGGUCCUCCUCCACUCAGCCGUUCCUUGCUGGCAGCGCUCACGUAGUCCCUGUGCUCAAGUUGUCACAUACAGAGGAGGAUGAGGGGCAGGACAGGCAGAUCAUGCUCGACAAUGACGACCUCGCCUAUGACAGCCUGGAUGAAGAGGAGGAGGACUAUGAUGAGGUCCCGGAGAUGGACAGCCUGGAGCCCCCCACAGUGGAUGCUGAGCCCUGCCGGCUGCCGCUGGACGAGGGGCACUGCCAGCGCUACACCCUGCGCUGGUACUACAACCAAAGAGCCACCGAGUGCCGGCCCUUCGUCUACAGCGGCUGCCGGGGCAACCCCAACCGCUUCGGCAGCCGGGAGGAGUGCGAGCUGCGCUGCGGGCAGCGCCCGGGGCCAGAUUCCCGAGGCAGCGCCGGCAGCGAGGUGCGAGGGCAGCCAAAGGUGUAGGUGCAGGCAGUGUCUCGGCAGGCUGGGCUGCCUGGAACCGGGGCCCAGCGCUGCCCUGGCCGGGGCUGGCAGCAGCCUGGACCCUCCAGCCCCAGCAGGAACCUGGUGCUAUUUCUAAACUGUCUUUAUGCUGCUCAUGGGUUUUUCAUUUCAUAUCAGUUUUUUGUCAUUAAGGUGAAAUUUAUGUCAAAUGGGAAACUGCCUCCCUCCGAGGCUCUGAACCCCCUGUUCCCACUGGGCUGUUCUUGGUUUGAUUUUUAAAUUAUUUGUUGCCAGCAGAAGGGUUCUUAGCCCUGUUCCCUCUCUCUGGAAGCAGAGGUAGGACUUGGCAUAGUUGGGCUCCCUCCCCUCCCAUAACACCCUUGUACCCUUUCCUGCCCCCCAAACUCCCUCUCUGCUGGGAGAGCUGCCCACAUCCUUGUGCCAGGCAGUGCCUCCCUGCACAACAUCCCUCACCCCCACCCUGCAAUGAGCUCCAUCUGAAUAAAUUUCACCUUAACCUCAGCUAGGGCCCAGUUCCCCUUCUGUGGCUGCGAUGGUUUGGCGGUGACCUGUGGGGAGGCUGGAGGCUCUGGCCAUGUGCUACCUUCCAGCUCACACAUCUGCCAGCAGCACAUCUGGCCUUAAUCUGGGGGGUCUCACCUGCACCCCCAGGCCUGUCAGGGAAACCCUGAGGAUGGUGCUACGUUAGAAGCAGUUCCUGCUCGCCCACACGUACUCAAAGGCUUUGUGAAAGUGAUGUCACAGCCCUGCUCCCCCAGCCCCAGGGCUGAGUAGGGACGUGCCCUUCACUCCCCCGAGCCCCAGGGGUGCUGGGUGGGCUUUGUGGCCCCCACACGUUCUGCUGUUCUCUGUGUAUACCCACAAUCAGCAAGUGUCUAUGUGUACCAAUGCAGGGAGAUGUGUAUUAAAGCUGUGCUCACAGGGAGAUGUCACA
Messenger RNA from Passer domesticus (house sparrow), 10536 nucleotides. RefSeq names its product collagen type VII alpha 1 chain (gene COL7A1). NCBI's taxonomy places the organism in Eukaryota, Metazoa, Chordata, Aves, Passeriformes, Passeridae. The record is from RefSeq and is a predicted model, not a curated record. The coding region runs from base 66 to 9599 and encodes 3177 amino acids. Gene Ontology annotation, molecular function: serine-type endopeptidase inhibitor activity; extracellular matrix structural constituent conferring tensile strength; protein binding. The transcript has 119 exons. Gene Ontology annotation, biological process: extracellular matrix organization.